Molecule: messenger RNA, 5226 nt
Organism: Elgaria multicarinata webbii
Lineage: Eukaryota; Metazoa; Chordata; Lepidosauria; Squamata; Anguidae
Gene: RTN3
Product: reticulon 3
Exons: 9
Coding region: 69-2774 (901 amino acids)
Cellular component (GO): endoplasmic reticulum membrane
Source: RefSeq, a predicted model, not a curated record
UGAGAGGGACGGUCGCUUGGAAGAGAGGACCUCGCUGCUGAUUUUCUUUUUCCACCGCCAUAGACGAAAUGGCUGAGCCCGCCACUCAGUCGCCGUACAUUUCUUCCUCCGCCGGAGGCGGCUCCUCAGAGCCGGGAGGACGAGACCUCAAGGGGGCAGGUCACCCCCAGUCUUGCGCUGAUUCCUUUGUUUCCUCCUCUCAGCCUGUCUCUCUCUUUUCGACCUCACAAGCUGGAGGUCAAGAUGCUUAUUUAACACAUUCAGGAAACCAGAGGGAAACCAAUGGCAAGGCUACACUCUCAAAUGCGGGGAAAGGAUUCCCCAAGGGCCAAACGCAGAACCGUGGGACCAGUCAAGGUUUGAAAAUGGAGGCAGCCUCAGUAGGAAGCUCCGUCCUGGAGAAAUCCUCAUUCUCUAUCGGAUCCAGAGUCCACAGCUACGGCCCAGCCGUGCAGGCUAGUUUCCCGGGGCAUAUUGACUCCCAGGAAGAUGUUUCCGUAGACUGUAAGGCUGAGCUGAGCGGCUCUGACCAGCUCAAAGGACCAGCCACGGGUGGAGAGCCCAAGUUCGCUUCGCUGACCCACCCGAAAAAUGAAGCUGAGCAACCUCCAGCCCGAGUCGCCGCUUCACGUCCUUCAACGUCCCCCGUGGUCGCUGGGGAGUCCGUGGCAGAGAAAGAUUCUCCCGAAUCUCCGUUUGAGGUCAUCGCUGACAAGCUGGAAUUCGACAAGGAAUUCAGAGACGUCCUCGGGAGCAACGGCGGCGACAUCAGCAGCAAUUGGGUCCUACACGGGGAAAGGGAGCUGCUGACGGACAUUCCGGAGGACAGCGUGUGCGAGUUCCGGGUGAAGCCGCGUGGAGGGAGCAGGGUCCCGCCAGGGCAGGGCCUCUCGCGCCAGUCGUCCGGCACCACCGCCGCGCUCGAAGAGGUCUCCAAAUGCGUCCGCGAGAUGCACAGCUUCACCAGCGAGCUGCUUAACUGGGAUUUGAUCCCCAAGGACCUCGACGGCUCGCCGGAUGCGGACGACGGCUCGCCGGACGCGGACGACGGCUCGGGUCUCUCGACCUCCCCCGCCAAAGAUACCGACCGCGUCGCCGUUGGGCCAGCGGUUGGUCGGGUGGAGUUGGGCAAAGCUUCCGCCCCUCACCAGCCGCUCACGAUCAGCCUCCACCAAAAAGGCAAGCCGUCUUCAGAGGCGGAAGAGCGACGGGCCGCGGCCGGUCGAGAUGUGGCCGUUGCGAAAACCGCUGAUGCAGCAGAGCUUGAGGCCGACAACCGUUGGCCGAAUCCCAUCCUGCCUGAAAUAACUGACGCCGAUAGCUCCGGGGAGUCCGACGACACCGUCAUAGAGGACGCUCCGGCAGAUCCCACCUUCCAAAGCGAGAAGGCUGCAGAGAGCAGCAGGGCAGCGCCUGCGGGCCCCAUCCAAACAGAGUUUGAACAUCUAGCUCAUGAAGUGGCAUCGGGCCAGCCGCACAAACUCUUCCAAGGAGGUAGAAUUCCUCCCGGGACCCUAGAAUGCAAUUGGGCCUCUGUGGAUGACUUCGAAUCAAUCCAGGCCAAGGCCGAUGCGCUUGGGGGCAGCCCGCUUGGUGCACCUCAACCCCCCAAAUGGUCCGAUUCAUACCCGCCUGCUCAAGCAGGGCCGGCGUUGGGCGCUUGCGGACGGGGCAUGCUUGAGGAAUGGCCCGAGGCAGAAGGCCUCUUUGUUUCCUCCCCUUCUCCCCCCUUGGGCGGGGUAAAAGAGGCCGCGUGCCCAGGCACUCUCGACGGCGAGAGUUUUAUGGACUUCAUGAAGGAGUGCUUGAAAUCCAAACCCAGCGAGUCUCCGGAAGACGCCGUCGAAACCUUCUCGGAGGCCGAGCUCAAGGCGGCGCGAUCCGAGGUGGCGGCCCCGCCGCCCCCCAAGUCGGCGCAAGACUUUGAGCAAGAGCACCUCACCAUCAAGGCCCUCAAAGAAGUCGGGUGGAAGACCGAGCAGGAGAGGCAGUCGCCUACUACCCCAGGCAAGGCCUCCCCUCCCGGGAAGUCCGCCGAGAUGCCGCCGAUGUCCGCCUUGGAGAAGAGACCCCUCUGUCUCGAGCAGGCUGUGGAUGUGAAGUUGGCUCCCGCCCCUGCCGCCCUGCACGGGGCGCCCCAUAAGUCCCCCCCUGCCCUUCCUCCUGUACCGCACGCCCUUACAAAAUUGCUGGCUAAAUUCUCAGUGCACGAUCUGAUCUUCUGGCGGGACGUGAAGAAGACGGGCGUGGUCUUCAGCACCACACUCAUCUUGCUGCUCUCCCUGGCGGCCUUCAGCGUCAUCAGCGUCGUCUCGUACCUCAUCCUGGCGCUGCUCUCGGUCACCAUCAGCUUCCGGGUCUACAAGUCGGUCAUCCAGGCCGUGCAGAAAUCCGAAGACGGGCACCCGUUCAAAACCUACCUGGAUGUGGACGUCGCCCUCUCCUCCGAGGCUUUUCACAAAUACGUCAGCGCCGCCAUGGUGCACGUCAACCGCGCCCUGAAACUCAUCAUGCGCCUCUUCCUGGUGGAAGACUUGGUGGAUUCGCUGAAGCUGGCCGUUGUCAUGUGGCUGAUGACCUACGUCGGGGCCAUCUUCAACGGCAUCACCCUCCUCAUCCUGGGGGAGUUGCUGGUUUUCAGCGUCCCGGUGGUGUAUGAGAAAUACAAGACCCAGAUCGACCAUUACGUCGGCAUCGCCCGGGAUCAGACCAAGUCGAUCAUUACAAAGGUCCAAGCAAAACUCCCCGGAGUCGUGAAGAAAAAGCCGGAAUAACCGCGCGGGGCAGCUACGACCCCAGCUGUUAACUAAAUCGAAACGAAACAAAAAAAAAACCCAUACCCCUUGUGUCAUAGUUAUAACCAUUGUUACUUGUACCUAUGAAGGAACAUGCGAAGUCAGCUUGAUGUCUGCAUUCCAAGCUUACUGAUUAUUAUUAUUAUUAUUAUUUUAAUUUGUAUUUCGUCCCGCCACCCGCCCACCCACUCCCUCCUUAAGCCUAAACACUGGGCUGUGAAUGCACUGGACGAAACGUGAACUGGUAUCAGAAGUUUAAAAGCGAGGAUUGUGGUGGGGGACGGGGAGCAUUCCUUGGGCUCUCACCUCUGCUUGGACAUCCUCUUAGAUGGAAGGCUUAGGGAUCCGUUGGGCCUUCUUCGGGUUAAGAGAUUUGCUUUCUCUGCUCGGUGGAACACGAUGUGGGUUUCUAAGGCAGCCUGGGAGGCUGAAAUAGCUGCAGGGUGAAGGUAGUCUCCUCUUCCUCCUCUUCCUCUUCCUCCGCCUCCCCCCUGUGUCCUCACUCCUGCUCCCUCUCUACAAUGACAGGAUUUGUGUCCACUGCAGUGUCAUUAUUGUUCCAUUACGUUAGGACGUCUCUUGUCUCUCGGGGCUGAUCUAUCUUUCUGCUAUGGACCAACUGCCCCGUAUCAAGAGGACCAAGGUUAAGGAAGCAUCCAGAAGCACUGGCCGGCCUCCCCAUCCCCGCGGCGUACCCCGCUGAUGGAAAGGGGGGAUUCUUUACCCCGUCUCCCUUAAUGACGUCAGUUUUGCUCUUUGGUCUGGUUCGUCUUCUGCCUUCCUUUUUUCCUUCCUUGAUCCCCCGCCCUUCUCUACACAUACACACACGGAAGCUAGUUCUGCCGUCCCCCAACCCUCCCCCCAAAGUUAAUAAGAUGACCCCUGUUUAUCUCGCCCUGAGAAGAAAAUGUCUGUAACUGCUGUAUAAACAACCCCCGAAGUUGGGAAAGCCGAGCGCUCUGCACGCGACUCUCCGCUCGCCAUCCUUUUAGUCCUCCGUAGUGGGUGUUGGGUGGGUGGGUGCACUCAGAGCACUGGCGCAUAUCUUCCCCAGUCUCAAUUUUUCACUGCCCGUAGUCCCGCUCAGUUGCCGGCUGCCAGGGGACCGCGGUCUCCCAGCACGGCAGCUGUACUCAAGAGUCUGGUUUCAUUUUUUAGAACGAUGCUUAGAAGUGGAGGACUGUAUCAAAGAAACGUCGCAUUUUAUUAUUAUUAUUAUUAUUAUUAGUUUCCCUAAAGGAAGCCUGUUUUUAAACAAAUUGCCAUGAUUCAGCUAUCGUUCCUUAGCUAUAGACGACACCAUCAUCACCUGCGGACAAAUUACCUGCACAGGCCAUUGGUCACUCCAGAAGCCGUUGCUAACUUCUCCAGGAGGGCGGGAGUGUCCCCGAUAAAAGAGGGGGGCUGGAGAAUUGAUUUGUGCACCCCCGUCUCCUGUUGAGGCUGAGCAAAGGGGAGCUCAGAGUCGAAUUGGCAGCUAAAAUGGAAAGGGUCCAAAGUUCUCUCCCACUCAGUUGAAUAGGUCUCAAGGUGGGAGAAAGUUCAGGAAGGAAAGAAUGGGAGUCUUUCUAAUGGGUCCAAAGACCGCCUGACCUCUGCUCAGCCCCACGGGUCUUUACGGAGUUGGCCUUUCCCCACCCCCAAAAUCACCGUUCAUGUUGCAAUUUUACAGCCAGGGCGGUGUGCGCAUGUGCCGGAAACAUCCGAGCAGCGCCCCGGGCCGAAACCUUUUUGCACGUCCCGACGCAGGCUCGUGAGCUCACGCUUUUGGUGCAAAGCUCCCGCCCUCGCCCAGCUGUGCAGGUCCGCCGAGAUGAGAAAGGUGUAGGGGUCAAGCGAAAAGGCGAGCGUUGGGUUAUCGUUGGCACUCUUUUUUUCUUCUAAGACCGAAGUCACUGGAGCUGCUUCGUGGCUCGGAGUAAGAGAAGCAGGCCUUAGUGAGGCGCACGAGCAUCUCAUGCUUUCGCACCACCACCCUGCCCUGGAGAGGUAACUUGCACUGUCUUGUCCCCUCUUCCCUUCCACACACACACACCCCGCCCAAACUCCCCCCUUUUCAAGGAUCUCUUCUCCGCACUGGAAGCCUUUGGCUCAGCUCUUGCAUCUGUUCUGUUACUGCUGUGUUUGAAUACCGUGAACCGGCCUCUUUGUGCCUGGCAGGAUUUUUUCUUUUCUUUUUUUAAAGAAAUGAAAGAAAGAGAAAAGCAAUGUACGUCUACCGGGGUGGGGGUGGGGGGGAAACACCAACAAAAACUACUGAUGAAACUCUAGCUUUGCGUGUGCUUGUGUGUACUGUGCGUGCAGCGUUAAGAGUGCGAUAGCGCUGAAGGAACAGAAGAGACCCGGUGGAGUUGUUAAAAGAGAGAGAGAAAAUGAAAUCAACGAAUGCAAUUUGAUGUGGUAUUAUUAAUAAAAGAGCACAAAGUCCAAA